AUGGUAUUUUUCGCAAGUCUGCAGGCCUUCUCGGCGCUUCUAGCUGUCUUCCAGACUGCGACAGGCACGCCGUUGCUCCUUGAGCACCUUGAUUCUCGGGGUACCCCUCCAUCUAACACCUCAGUGUGGCCUUUGACAUUGAGUGAUUUGAUUCACGGUAAAUCCUGGCCCGACUUUGCGACUAAGACAGAGCGAUGGUCGACAUACAGGGCGCCGACGUUUGACGAGGUGUUUCUUCCAGCAAACGAACAUGAUCUCUCCUUGGGUCUCCAAUACAUGUCCACCAACAACCUUCAAUGGCUGGCCAGGUCGGGAGGUCAUGGAUAUUCACCGACUCUCCAGUCCAUCCAAGAUGCGGUCUUAAUCAACCUGGAAAACUUCAACCAUGUUCAGGUCCAGCCCGACGGCACAGUCGUUGUUGGCACUGGCGCCUAUUUCAGCGACUUGAUCAAUACCGUGGGCGCUGCCGGAAGAGAGUUGACCGUGGGCUCAUGCCCCUGCAUCGGCGCCACGGGUGCCAUGCUCGGGGGAGGCCUAGGUCGCCUGCAAGGUCUGCAUGGCCUGACCAGUGACGCCCUCCGCAAAGUGCGCCUGGCGCUGUGGAAUGGCACCAUUGUCGAAGCCUCCGACCAACAAAAUCAGGAUUUGUUCUGGGGCAUCAGGGGUUCUGGUCAAAACUAUGGCAUCAUUUUCGAGUCCACGUACCAGACCUGGCCUGCGACUCAUGGAGGCGUUCAUUAUAGUGCAGAUAUGAUAUUUGCCAAGAGUUCAAUUGAGAAAGUCAUGAAGGUUGCCAACCACCUGACAGCCCCGGGGUUGGAUAAUAAGCUGGCUCUUAUUAUCUUCUUUUCAUCAAAUGCCACGACGCCCGAGCUCAACAUGGUUGUCAACAUCGUCUACUCUGGCCCUGAGGCAGAAGGACAAAAAUACACCAAGCUCUUCUCGCCUUACAGUCUCAGCCUCCAGGAGCACAUGCUCAAAUGGGAGGAGCUGCCCACCAAGUCCGUUCUCGGCCUCAUCCCUUAUUCCUGCGCAUCCGGCCCACGCUACAACCUAUACGCCAGAACACUCGAUCCACCAACAUGGGUCAAAUUCGGCAACGAGUUCGAAAAAUUCCUGCAAAAGUAUCCCGCAGCCAACGGAUCCGCCAUGAUGAUCGAGACAUUCCCGGUGCAGGGUAUCGAGGCGCUGCCCGACACGUAUUCCGCCUUCCCACACCGCAAGUACUUUCACAACAUCAUCGAAGUCAUCGGAUCGUACACGGAUGAUAGUGUUGCAAAGCCUGUCGACGAUUUUCUUCGCUCAUGGCGAGACCAAUUCGCGGCUACCUCAGGGUAUGACAAACUCCAUGUCUAUCAGAACUAUGCGCACGACGAUGAACCACUGUCGGCUCUUUAUGGGUAUCAGUCCUGGCGUCAUGCGCGUUUGACCAAGUUGAAGAAUGCUUAUGAUCCACAUGGCUUCUUUGAUGGGUACCAUGCCGUCCCAUCUGAUCUCAAGAAAUGGACCUAG
Messenger RNA from Penicillium oxalicum, 1512 nucleotides. RefSeq lists its product as uncharacterized. Lineage: Eukaryota; Fungi; Ascomycota; Eurotiomycetes; Eurotiales; Aspergillaceae. Gene Ontology annotation, molecular function: FAD binding. The coding region runs from base 1 to 1512 and encodes 503 amino acids. The transcript is spliced from 4 exons. The record is from RefSeq and is a predicted model, not a curated record.